Molecule: messenger RNA, 39968 nt
Organism: Pan troglodytes (chimpanzee)
Lineage: Eukaryota; Metazoa; Chordata; Mammalia; Primates; Hominidae
Gene: FIGN
Product: fidgetin, microtubule severing factor
Exons: 2
Coding region: 31458-33815 (785 amino acids)
Molecular function (GO): ATP binding; microtubule severing ATPase activity; ATP hydrolysis activity
Source: RefSeq, a predicted model, not a curated record
UCGCUCUUGUUGCCCAGCCUGGAGUGCAGGGGUGUGAUCUCAGCUCACUGCAACCUCUGCCUCCCGGCUUCAAGCGAUUGUCCUGCCUCAGCCUGCAGGGUUGCCAGAGUUGCAGGUGCACGCCACCACACCCAGCUUCUGAGUUUCACCAUAUUGGCCAGGCUAGUCUCAAACUCCUGACUUCAGGUGAUCCACCCGCCUCAGCCUCCCGAAGUGCUAGGAUGACAGGCGUGAGCCACUGUGCCCGGCAAUCAUUUUUUUUUUUCUUUUGAGACUGAGUCUAGCUCUGUCGCCCAGGCUAGAGUGCAGUGGCAUGAUCUUGGCUCACUACCCACUCCAUCUCCCAGGUUCAAGCGAUUCUCUUGUCUCAGCCUCCUGAGUAGCUAGAACUACAAGUGCAUGCUGCCACACCCAGCUAAUUUUUGUAUAUUUAGUAGAGAUGGGGUUUCACCAUGUUGGCCAGGCUAGUCUCAAACUCCUGACCUCAAGUUAUCCACCUGCCUUGGCCUCCCAAAAUGCUGGGAUUACAAGCAUCAGCUACCACCCCUGUACAUUUGUAUAUUGUGUAAAGUGGAGUCCAACUUCGUUCUUUUGCAUGUUGCUACCUACUUGUCCUAUCACCAUUUGUUGAAAAGACUGUUUUUGCUCCAUUGAAGUCUUCAUGUUCUGGUAGAAAAUCAGUUGCCCAUAAACAUGCAUUUAUUUCUAGACUCUCAGUUCUAUUCCAUUGAUCUAUAGGUCUGUCCUUAUGCCAGCAUCACCCUGACUUGAUCACUGUUGCUUUGUAGUAAGUUUUGAAAUUGAGAACUGUGACUCCUCCUGCUUUUUUUAAAUAAGAUUGUUUUUACUCUUUUGGGCCCUGGCAAUUUUGUAUGAAUUUUAGAAUCAGUGUAACAAUUUCUACAAAUAAGUAAUCUGGGAUUCUGAUAGGGAUUGCACUGAAUCUACACAUUAAUUUGAAGAUUAUUGCCAUCUUAACAAUAUUGAGUCUUUCAAUCCAGGAGCAUGAGAUAUUUUUUCCAUUUAUUUUCAUCUUUAAUUUCUUUCAACAACAUUUUGUAGUUUUCAGAGUAUAUGUUUUUUACUGAUUUUUUUAAAAUUUAUUCUUCAGCAUUUUAUUAUUUUUGAUGCUGUUAUACAUGAAAUUAUUCUCUUAAUUUUAUUUUCUGAUUUUAUCCAACAUACAAUUAAUGAGGACCUACCAUGGACCAAGAACUGUCUUAGCUGCUGGUGAUACAAACAUGAAUUAUCUUCAGCACCUGCCCUUGAAAACUUGGAGUUUUGGUAGGAUCCAUAAUGAAGAGUCUGCCAUACAUUAUUAGAUACUCCUUCCUCUGAGAGUCCACAGUGUUUUAUAGGUUCUAGGUUAUCCUAGAUAAGGCACAUAAAGCACUCACCCACUUUCCCAUUUCUGUAAUACCUUGAGUAAGUUUCUUAGCAUAACUGUUUAGAUAUAAAGAAACCCUAAGGGUAAGCUAAGGUAACUCUUUGUAGAUGAGGAAGCAGAUCAUCAGAGUGCUAAGUGAACACACUAGUUAUUAGCAGAGUGGAGACUUCCUUACUUCUAUAUCUAACAUUGUUGUCACUGUCCCACAGGGUUUACAGGUAUUUCUGAAAGCUUUUGGGAAGCAGUCAUUACUUUCGUUGAAUCACUAGGGUGCUAGUGGUUAGCAUCAGCCUAGGCUUACAGUGUGUGAAACUACACUGUAACAGCUGGAGAGUAAAUGUACUUUCAGAAAAUAAACUCUCAAUAGGUAUUUUACAUGCUGGGAAGUCAUGACUCAGCCAUUCCCAAGUGACCUAAGUUUGAAGCCAGAAUGUCCUAUAGUAUUGGAAAAGGAAUAUUUCACAUAAAAUGACAACCAAAUGAGUCUAUCAGGUUAGGCUGGUGUAUGAUCAUGCUAUAAGAGAUUAAUAAGACAGUUUGACAGUAUUCUUUAUUAGUGAAAUACAUCCUAAUGCAUAAACAUGAAUUCUGUCAGAAAUCUUUGGAGCUUGAGUGGUCUAAAGAGCGUAGAUUCUAUAAAUGCAAGACUUCAGACUUCUUUACUAGAUUUUCAGUAAAUAAAAUUUUAAGCUCAUCCCUAUUUGUUACCAACACAGGUCAUAUUAUAAUUCUAAGAAGAAUAUUUGGUACCCACUGAAUCUGAUUGUUUUGAGGAUACUGCCCAUGGUAUUUGCUGCCAUUGGGCAUUUGCUGCCAUGGCAUUUGCUGCCAUUGCAAUCUCAUUUUCUUCUUCCGCAUCGGAUUUCUAACUCAUUUGCCUCUGAAGGAGUAUCUUUAACAUUAUAAUUAUAUUCCAGUAUGUGAAUUUUUAAUUUUCUGAAAAGGUGUAAGGCAGUCAAAGUGGUAUAAUGAAACGUUUCCUAGAUUGGUAGAGGAGGCCUAAGCCUGGCUCUGCCAUUCCUGAUCUGUAAGAACUCUGGGUUUCAGCCCCCUUAACUGUAAGAUGAAGGGGCUAAACUAAUGGCCUACAAAUUCCUUUCAAGCUAUGUGAUUCAGUGAUAUGAAAUUGGAGCUUUUGCUGUUUAAUUUUCCACUGGUGUCUGAGAUUCUCCUUUAGGAUUCCCUGACUCUGAAAUAAGUCAAAUACAAAAAUCAUGAUGAUUAAGUUACUCUGGACACUCUCUUUUCUUUAUAUAAGUUUAAACUGCACAAUUCUAGCUUUUUAAAAUGAAAUUUGAGGGAAAUCCACAGCAAGAAAGCUCUUCAUUAACAUGCAUUGCAUAAGCAGCUAUGGCAGCCUACUCUUCUCCAUUAUUAACAUAUACCAUAGUUUGUGAACUUCAUUGGUGAAUGCCCCAAGUAUCGGGAAGCCCUCUGGGUAAAGCCCAGCAUAGCACGUUUAAUGUUAAGAGUUGGUGUCAUCCUAAUCAGCUGCCUCUGACAGAGUAAACAUGGUUCCGUCUGUGCUGUCCCUCCCUGGCUAGCUGUGGGUUUCCAGCCCACUGAGCACUUGAUGCCAAGCAGUCUGUUAAGGGACAAGGAAGAGACUCUUUGGGGCUCUCUGGUAUUUAUCACUAUUUAGGAGACUUGAGGUUCAAAGGGCCAGGAUUCAUAGGUACCAGUGUUAUUCUAAAUAUUUGAUCAAGUACCUGUUGAGGGAUUUUCUUUUGGCCUUUUGUCUUUAGUAUAAGAGGACUCUCCCAUUCUGCCCAGGUAUAUUUAGUAACUCUGUUUUUUGUGUAGCUAAAUAUAGUUCAAAGACCCAGCAUUAGGAUCAACACAGUUGGAUUUUUUUUUCAAGUCAAUAGGUCUUGAUUUAUUAACGAACUCUAAGACCAAAGGGUGAUAUUCUUCUUAUAAGGAACUCUGCUUCUAGACAAAUGAAUCAAAUCGCUUUUUAAGUACAGACUCUUAAAAUAGUAAAUUAUAUUUAAAAUCAAUUGUUAAAAAUGAUUGUUUCCUGAGCUGAAAUGUAUAAAUAAAAAGAUGGAAACCUAAAUGUAGAAAUAAGUGUGUAGACACACACUCAUGAAUCUAUAUAUUAAGGAGAUACGGUGGCAGAGUGAGAGUGUGUACUGGUCAAAGAAAAUUAUGAUAUAAAUAACCAAGGAGGGUUUUUGUGAAGAUGAUUAGAAAUUAACUGUAUCUUCUGAUUCUUCUAUUUUUGUUACAUAAACAUGAAAAUGUUCUUAAGUUUAAUGUUAUGGAAUUUUCCAGUUCAGUAUUUUCUGUAUCUAACUUGAUUAAACAUGUUAAUUUUUUCAUAAUUAGAAAAAUUACUAUUUUAUAAUGAUGUGCUAAUUAUAAACCAGUUGGAAAUUUUCUGUAAAAGUGUUUUAUUUUAAAAGUGAUUGGAAAGGUAAUAUGAUACUUCUUGCAGGAAGCAGUUCCUGUACACAUGCACAAGUAUAUGAAGGUAUCCAGCCUCAUAUGAAAUGUUUUUCAUGAGGGUAAUAACUGUAGCACUAAGGGUAGCACUCAGAUGAUGAUAAUAACAAUAACAAUUCUUUAAGAAGGACAUAUUAAGCUAAGCUGCUUUAUGCAUAAAAUAUUCAUGUAUAUGUCUACUUAUGUUUACAGAAACUUAAAAUAUUAGAAUGUUAGGCCAACAGCAAUAAAAUACUUGGAAAAGGUACAAAAGGAAUAUCUAAUGAAUUUUAGUCUUCCUUGGGGAAUUUAGAAGAGACAACUUUUAUUAAUAUUAUUUGAAAAAUAAUUGAUUUCGUGUUAAAAAAAUGCCUUUUAGAUUUUGUUGUUGUUGUUAAUGAUGUAACUAUUUCCUAUUUGAUUUCAGUGUAUCUGGGUCCAUUCCCCACUGAAGAGAGUAAAGGAAUUUUCACGGAUCUUUUGGAAAUGUAUAUCCAAAUAUAUUGUGGUAAAGAAUGUAUCUGAGGCACUAUCACCGUGGUUUGAGUGGAUUAUUGGCCUCAGAGCACUGUAGAAAUUGAUAAUUGUGGUACCUGAUUGAAUUUUUUUCCCCUGUAAAAAUCUGAGGGAACAUGAACUUGUUUGCCAUGUUUAACCUAUAUUAUACAGAAGAUGGAUUGCCUUUAAUCUGAACAAUAAAGCUUAUAAUUAUAUAUUGCAACCUAUGCAUCAGAGAAGUGAUCUUACUUGAAAAAUUUAAACAUUUUUCUGGAACCUGUCAUGAUAACAUUGAAAGGAUUAAAUAAAUGUGCUGUGUUUUUUAAGUAUGAAAGUUUUUAAUUGUAAAAAAAUUCUGAGAAUUAGGCCAGUCAUAGGAAAAAUGCAAAAUCACACUUGAGAGGUAAAGAACAAUUUCUAGUAGUCACUAUAAUAACUUUUAUCAGGUAAAGAGCAUUGAAAAAAAUUUAAAUAUAUUUUUGUUGUCCACCUUAUGUAAAAUUAUUUUUUGUGCCGAAAAUUCUAUUUUGCUAUUCUUAGUAACAAGCAAACGACAUAAAUUUUAAGUGACAAUCCAUAAAAAUUCUAUGCUUUCUGAGAUCUGUAAAAUAUCAGUUUUGCUUACUGGAGGGGUUUAAUGCUGUUUAAUAUACUUUUCUCUUUACAAUUAAAUUAGAUGUUUUUUUUAGAGGAGAAAAACUCAUAAAGGAAACAGCCUUGGAGAUGUAAUAUGUUCUAACAUAUUUAAAUAAUUAGACUUCUGUCUCAUUGAAAUGUAUGUGCUCUAGGUUGGGUAGUGAUAAAAGCAUGAAUAUUAGUAUGAUUAGGAAAUUACCUCAUGUCACAGCAUAAUUGAUUGAUUGAUAGCUGAAUGAAAACUAACCAUAAAGCAUGUGAAAAUAAAUGUGUGUGCUGCAGUUACUCAGGCAGAAUUUUUGCAUCUACCCAGUUACAAGAUUAGUAACUGAAAUGUUCAUCUUCCAAACAAAUGGAAUUGAUAUUUCUUCCUUUUGCUUGUGCCUGUGUAUGCUUUCAUUCUAAUACUGGCAAGGGAAAGAAUAAGAGGAUUUGAAGUGCUUAGUGCUCAAUUCAGUAUUUAAUUGUUCUUCAAGACUUGUCAGAUGGGCACCACAUUACUAAUUGACUCUGUGAGCAAUUAGUGUUUCGGAAUUUACCUUUCUGAGCUUCAAGUUUUAAAUGUAAAGCCCCACUAAAACCUAAGAGUUAAUACUCUUACUUGUCCCUGGAGAAUUGCAUUUCCCAAACAUUUAAAUUACCAUUAAUUUUUAAAAAGCAUUUUGCCUUUUUUCUGCUUGUGUUUUUACUUUCUCAUUCUCUGUCUUGAUCUUUUAAAGAUUCCUGCUCAUACAAAUCUUUGGCGACUCUCACACUAGCGUAGAAGGGCUGGAGAAGCAAGACCACGGCAGGAUUCCGUUUCAAAGCUGAACCAAUAUUCGCCAUUGACAUAUCCAUUCAUCUGUGCAGGGUCAUUGGAAAUCCUCUCUCUCUAGUUUUUCCUUCCCUUCAGGGAGCAAUGCUUAAAAGAGCAAACCCCUGGUGUGAAGAGAUAGGAGAAUUCUCAGCACAGCCAAUGGUGCCAGGAAUCGAAUUAAAGUUGUCCAUUUGCAGAUGACUGUCUAUUGGAGAUCCCAGCACACAGAGGCACCGUGCUUUCUGUUGAUGCUUUGUUUACUUGAGAUUCUGUCAGUGGCACUUCAAUUUUAUUUUUUUAUGGCAAAAGUCACAUCGUGCCUAAAAUAUGUCAGAAGACCAAAAACACUAGGAUACAUAUUGGUCUGUAGAGUUACUUACAUAGCAUUUUACUCUAUUUCCAAGGCUUACUCAAGGAAAAAUAAAAAUUUUAAAGCCUUAUGUGCAUGUGCAAGAAAGGAUUGUGCUUCACAUUCUAAUAGCAAAAAAAAAAAAAGUUAAAUAAUUACUGAAUUCACUCUUCUUUUUUGAGAAGCCGAAAACUUGUCAUUUAUUCUGCAAUUGUUGACAUUCCCAGAUCUAUUUUGGCAUAAAUCUCAUUUUGAUAUGACUGAACCUACAAUUUUGUCUAUCUUCACAUGCAUUAUCUCUUCUAAGUGAGAGGCACUAAGAAGACAUGAGUUGCCAUUAAAUCUUAGAUGCCAGAAGUCAGCACUGAGUAUGUUUUCUCCAGUUUGAUUUCCUUUGCUAGCAUAGGAGAUGCUGCCAUGGUUUAAUUUAUUAGGCAAAGUAAAAAACUGUCGUAAUUAGAUUUGUGGGAAGAUUUUUUUAAACCCCCAGAAGAACAUAAACUCUUUAGGAUAUGAAUAUUUAGAAUGCAUGGUCUCUUUUCAAGUUCCAGAGAACCCAAGUAUGUUUUAACAAUUGCUAGUUUUGAGUUUGUAAUUAGACUGCUACUGUCGCAUUUCUUCUUUCACUUUAAUUUUUCUCUGCUUUAUUUGCAAAUAGUGAAUAGUCCCUCAAUAAGCAUUUACUGACAGAAUGAAUAAAUGAUGCUCUGUGUUCCGUUUUUUGUUUGUUUGUUUGAGACGGUGUCUCACUCUGUCGCCCAGGCUGGAGUGUAGUGGUGUGAUCUCGGCUCACUGCAACCUCUACCUCCCAGGUUCAAGCAAUUCUCAUGCCUCAGCCUCUCGAUUAGCUGGUACUACAGGCGCCUGCCACCACUCCUGGCUAAUUUUUUGUAUUUUCAAUAGAGAUGGGGUUUCACCAUGUUGGCCAGGCUGGUAGUGAAAGUGUUUCUUUUUCCUUUAUAAUUAAAGAGUGUUUUAUUUUUCUUAAUAUCUUAUUUUAUUUAUAUAUUUAUAUAUGAACAGACAUAUGCUUUACUUGGUAAAUUCUGUUUAAUAUUACAGUUAGUUUUCCUCUGGAUUCAAGUCUUACAUACAUCCCUAGUGUUAUGUUUGGGAAAAUGGAGGGGAUAUAUUUACCAUCAAUUUCUAUUACCCAUUCAAAUACUUACCAAAAGCAAGCUAUUGUGCAGUUGCUCAUCCAUACCAUCUUCAUUAUAAUAUCACCAUUAGAGCCGGGAGCAGUGUCUCACGCCUGUAAUCCCAGCACUUUGGGAGGAUGAGGCAGGCGGAUCACCUGAGGUUGGGAGUUCGAGACCAGCCUGACCAACAUGGAGAAACCCCGUCUCUACUAAAAAUACAAGAUUAGCUGGGCUUGGUGGCACAUGCCCGUAAUCCCAGCUACUCCGGAGGCUGAGGCAGUGAUUACUUGAACCCAGGAGGCAGAGGUUGCGGUGAGCCAAGAUCGCACCGUUGCACUCUAGCCUGGGCAACAAGGGCGAAACUCCGUCUGAAACAAACAAACAAACAAACAAAAAAUCACCAUUAGAAACAAGGGGUAUGCAGUUUUAAAAGAGAGGUAGUGUUAUAGCAAACAGUUUAAUCUAACUAAGCACCUUACACAAAAGAGAAAAUCUACAGUAACAGUCAAGCUUGUAAAACGGCAAGCUGUAUUCUAAAGCAACCCAGAACUGAUCCUAACAUAUCAACCACAAUGAAUAAUCUAUGUCAUCAUUGUAAGAGCAUGCUACACUACUGAUUUUGGAAGUACCUACUACUCUCUUUAGAUUUCUUGAAAAACACUUUAUAGCAUGACUCUUCUCAAAAAUGGUGAAACAAAAAUAAACUAUCUUUAUCGCUAUCCAUCUAUAUAUCUUUCUUUAUACAUAUCUAUCUUUUUUUUAUUCCAAGUUAUAUUAAAGAUCAGUUCCCUCUGAUGCAAUUAAGCCAUUCUUUUCAUUUUCUUUAGUGAUCUAGACCUUUCUUAAAAAUGUCAUAUCUGGUUAUCCUCAAUAUAAAAUAACCCAUCAAAGUUACCAUGGUGCAACCUUACUUAAAUAUCAGUCUGUGCCCUCUAACCGUUAGAUAUCAAAUAUCAUUUAGACCAGUCAUGGUAUACGCUCUGUUAAUAGAGUUUUACAAAUAGGAUGCAAAUGAUGUGAUUUAAUCUAUAACAAAUUUUAAAUCCUACUCACAAUGUUUGUUUCUAAUAUGUGGUUACCCAUAUAAGGUUUUUAUUUUAUUUUAUUUUUGAAACAGGAUCUCACUCUGUCGCCCAGGCAGGAAUGCAGUAGUACAAUCAGCUCACUGCAGCCUCAACCUCCUGAGCUCAAGCAAUCCUCUCACUUCAGCCUCUUGAAUAAAUGAGACUGCAGGCAUGCGCCACCAUACCUGGCUAAUUUUUAAAAUAUUUUUGUAGAGAUGAGGUCUUACUAUGUUGCCCAGACUGGUCUCUAGCUCGUAGGUUCAAGUGAUCCUCCUACCUUGGCCUUCCAAAGUACUGGAAUUACAGGUGUGAACCACUACACCCAGCCCAUAUAAGACUUUUAAACAUAAUAUUUAAAUAUACAGCUUAGAUAUUUGGUAGUGAUUUUAUUACAUGAGAGUCUUAUUCAGUAGCAUUUCUAAUAUAUUCUAAUGAUGUCUUGUUUAUUAUUUUGUGAGGGCUACAUCAAUUAAUAUUAUAAUUAUCAAGUACACUUGAAAUUAAGCAUACACAUAGUAGGUAUUAAUAGCAAAUAUCAAUCAUUCUGAAUUUAUAAACAGCAACAGGUAUUAUUUAGAUAAAUAGUGACUUUUCUAUGUUUGAGGAAAAUUUAGUAGGGCAGGUUGUUUGUCACUAGAUUUUUUUAAAUUAUUUUCUUUCUUGUUUAUUGAGCACAUACUCUAUGUAAAAUACAGUUCAAGGUACUGGGAACAUAAAAUGAAAAAGACAGCCUAGUAGUGAAAGAGACUAACACAUAAACAAACAGUUUUCAAACAACAGAGUAAGUGCCAAAUUUGGCUGAGGAAUUCUUACCUAGCGAUUUAUUAUAAGAGAGUUAUAACACUCCUCUUAAGUUCCAAAAAUAUUCUAAUGCAUAUGUAUGUGUAACUGUUCAUCAGUCUAAUAAAUGAAUGCUAUGCUAUAGAGGAUUCAUGUUUACUUAUCACAGGUAAUUUUGUGGAACAAAAUGUGCACUGUAGCAUCAUUAUUACAAGUUCAUAGAUUUUGGUAGACACACAUACACACACAAAAAUGCUAACUACAAAGAGCAGAGGAAAAAGAUAAGUGACCUCAGGGACCUCAUAGUAUAAUGAGAGAGCCCAGUGUUGCAGUUUGGCUGUGGUGUAGAUGGCCCAGGAAAUAAAAAAUGGUGUAGAGUGAGGAAGAGCAUUAGAAGCAAAGGGUUCAGCAUAUACAAAGAUAUAAAGUGUGAGAAAGUCUAAGUUACUCCUAUAAAGUUAGUAGCAUAUACAAUAUACUCUCAAUUUAUGAAAUAGAAAUACCUACAGAAAUUCAAAAUAUAUUAAAGUGGUCAAGGGAAAAUGAAGACUUGGCAUGAAAAAUGACUUUAAUAGAAGUCAUAGCUAUAUAAUAAUAGAUAAUGGUCACUUUAUUUAUGUUUAAGUAUUUUCCAUAUUUUAAUACAAUAUGCUGGUAUUUUAAAACCUGGGAAACUGGUUUUUAUGUUUUCUUUUUUUAAAGUGAGCCAAACACACACACACACGCAUACAUAAGUACAGAAAAGAAUUGGAAUGAAAAACACAUGAAAAUCUGAGAGACUGUGCUGAAAAGAGAUGAAGCUGACCUAAAGCAUUGGCAAAGGAAUGAAGAAGAGGGAUUUGAUUUUAGUGUUUAAGAGAUAAAUUGAGACUUUCUCAUUGAUUGAAUGUAGGGUGGAAAGGGAAAAGCUAGAAUGCCUGGGUAGUUGGUGAGUUCACUUUGUACAUGUUCAGUUUGUGCCCAUCAGGUAGGCAAUUGAAUAGAUAGAUUCAUUGAAUCGAUAGGUUCUGGAGCUCUAGAGUGAGAUCUGAACCAGAGGUUGAGACUUAGGAGUCAUAAACAAGAACUUCAGCCAUACAUGAGGUCUCUAGAAACAGUAUAUGAGGUCAGAAGAAAAUUUUACGGUUUAAUUUCGCAUUUAAAAUUUUCUAUCCCCAAAGGUCAGUACAAUACCAAAUCUAGUUCUGUUCAUUCUGGGACUCUGUCAAUGCUAGUUAGAAAGACAAGGCUUCUGUGAGUUGGAAAGAAACCUGGAAAACCUCUAGGCAGCAAUAUCCCUGAAACAGGUUUGUGGAGGAAGCUGUAAGUGCUUGAGCUGGAAGAGCAAGACUGCCUGGUUUCGAAUCCUGGCUCCUACGCGUAUUAGCUGUGUGACUUGGCCUAGUUACUUAAUCUCUUGCUACUUUAGUUUAUUUAUUUGAAAGAUGGAAAUAAUAUAGGACGUUGAGGAAUAAAAGAUUAUAAAUAUGUAAAGCACUUAGAACAUUUCCUGGCCCGUAGAAAGUGGAACAAAAGUUAGCUAUUGUUAUUAUUCCCCUUAUACACAUCUAACUAUAGAGAACUUAAUACUUCAUAACUAUAAUUGUUUGGGGAAAUUAUUACUAUGUUAUUUUUAUUUUUUAUUAUUUUUGAGAUUGGGUCUCAUUCUGUUGCUCAGGCUGGAGUGCAGUGGUCCACUCAUGGCUCACUGCGGCCUCCAGUUCCCAGGCUCAAGCAAUCCUCCCAUCUCAGCCUCCCCAGUAGCUGGGACCAUAGGUGCACAGGACCACACCUGGCGAAUUUUAAAAGGUUUUUUUUUUGGUAGCUAUGUUGCUCAGACUGGUCUCCAACUUCUGGGCUCCAGCAAUCCUCCUGUCUUGGCUUCCCUAAGUGCUUGGAUUACAGGCAUGAGCCACCCAACCUGGCCUAGGAAAAUUAUUUUUAGGAAAAAUAACACAGUAAGUUAUUGUCAGGAUUAGGAAAGGAAUCUAAAUCUUUUAAUCAUAAAUUAGUAGUGAAAGGAUCAGAGAGCGUUUUGUAUUAUGCUUCUGAAAUCUACCCGCCUGUAACUUCUCAUUAUUUCUCUUUAGGUCUUUCUCCUAGAACACCAAAGAGGAACUCCUUCUCGCAUAGUUCCUAGAAAGUAACAUAGUGUGCUUGUGGCUUUUCUUACAUUAUCUCAUUUAAUCCUCUGAACAAUCUUUCAAGGAAGUUGUUGUUAUCUCCACAUUCCAUGCACCUGGAAUCCCUGCACAAAUAACCCUGAGGCUACUUCCAGUGCCCAUGCAGGGAUCUCCAGGUCUCUCCCCGCAGGUUUGGAAAGUGACCUCAAUGUAUGUACUCCUAGAACCAAGGUGAAGCCAAGUGCCAGCUGGUUGAAAGUCGGGGGAUAGCAGAGAACAGAUGGAACCUUGUUCUAAAGCACACAUGUUAAGCCUUUAUGCUAUGGGAUGGUAGAGAGUGAGAGCAAAAGAACUGGCAAUAGGUUAGCCUCUCCCAUUCUGGAAGAGCUCUGAUGACCCAGGAGUUAGAAAUUCCAUAUUUGAACCCAAGCUUUCCAGGUGUAAUCCUCAAGAUAGGGAGAUAAGCAUAUUUUAUUAAACAUUUUUUGCCAAGUGUAUAACUUUUAAAAUACUUUAUUACUUUUUAAAUACCUUAAAUAUAUUUUUUAUUUUUAUAUAUUUUUUGAGAUGGAGUUUUGCUCUUCUUGCCUAGGCUGGAAUGUAAUGGCACAAUCUCAGUUCACUGCAAUCUCUGCCUCCUGAAUUGAAGUGAUUCUCCUGCCUUAGCCUCCCAAGUAGCUGGGAUUACAGGCACGCGCCACCAUGCCUGGCUAAGUUCUGUAUUUUUAGUAGAGACGCGGUUUCACCGUGUUGAUCAGGCUGGUCUCGAACACCUGACCUCAGGUGAUCCACCCACUUCGGCCUCCCAAAGUGCUGGGAUUACAGGUGUGAGUCACUGCGCCCAGCCUACCUUAAAUAUUUAGACAUAUGUAUGUGUUAGAGUCUGCAUGAUACAUAUAGCACCGAGUUUUUGUAGAUAUUCUUAUCACUGGAGAUAUAGCUGCGAAGAAAAUAAAUUACCUUCCCUGUUCUAAUGAUAUGGAUUCCUGGUCUCAAAGAGAUUAGUCUAGUAGGGGAUACAUUUGAAGCAGGAAUAUAAAAUGCAGUGUAAAAAUACAUAAAAACAAAAUGCAGUAUAAGUACAAAGUGAUAUGGAAAAUGGUGGAAAGGGAGGGAAGGGACCAAAGUCUCAGAUAGCUUCCUAGAAGAAAGGGGAGAGGACAAGGGGAGGGAAAAAGAGGAGAGAAGUGGGAGGGGAGCUGGAGGAGAACGCUCAAGCUAAGAGUAGGGUAUGUUAACCUGAAAUAGCUUAUCUUAGGGAAUCAGGUAUCUUACUACCCAAACAAGGAUAGUUUAGCAUUCUAAUUUCUAAAUAAGAUUUAAAUGGAUGAUAAACUUGGAGAACAAAGUUCGCAUCAUCCAUCAACACAUUAAAUGCUUUUAAUUCUUAAGCCCUCCCUUUCUUUGUGCAAAUACAUGCUUACGUUAUGUAUCACAUGAUAUGUAGUAGGCAUAGAUACGAAAAUAUUUAGAAUACUAAAUCCAUAACAGUCUUAAGAAUUAGCUAAUAAAACGUUAUGGGAUCUUUUGAUACACCAGUGAAACCAGCAGGGAUUCAAAUGUUGUAAAAUGAGUAUGAACUGCAAAUUCAUCCUUUUCCUAACUCAAGCUCUGCUUCCCACAUAGUUGCCCUCCUAGAAUAACUCUCCUGCCAUUAAGAGCUCAACUCCUAAACUCAAAGGAAAAAAGUAAGACCCAAAGCUAUACCACAGGCAGAAUUCUCAGUCACUUAAUCAUUUCUUUUGUUAUGAAAUAGGAAGAUUAUAAUAGGAUAGCAAUGUAUUUGUGUUUAGGGCUGAGAGGAGUAUGAUGAAGACGAAACCUGUUUAAUAUUGUAAAUACAUUUUCCAAUCUUUAAUAGUUCUAAAUGAAAUGGGAUUUUUUUUAAUUGAGGGAGAGAUAAUAAAAAGUUGUUUCAGGCAGUAGUCAUUUCUUUCCAUAUAGAUUUAUGUAUUUAUUCAAAAGCUAUGUCUUCCUGAAAACUGAAAGUCUUAUUAAAUAUUUUAGCAAUGACUGACAAUCAUCAUUCCCCCCACUUUUUUGUGUACAAAUCCUUGCUAAAUCUGGGAAUGCAGUUGUCAGUUAGGCCUGUGUUUCAAGGGUGGCUCUUUCUUGUCAUAUAUAGCAAUAGAAAGGUUGUCCACUGUGGCUUGCAGGUGGUGAUUUUCUCAUGGUGGCGAUGAGUUUGCCUUGAUCUUUCCACAUUGCCUUUCACCUUGACCCUCCUUUUGGCCAGGGUUUGCACCUGCCUGGUGUUGGGGACUCAAUCAAUACAUAUGGAAUAGGACAUGAACAUAGGUCUACUGACUGGCUCAUAGGAAGACAGAAGUGCUAACUGACUCCUAAACAUGUCUUCAGAAAAACGAAAGGAGAUCCAGAAAACAAAUGGAUUCUACCUGCCCUUUAGCUCCUUCCUACCCAUCUCAAACAAAGAAGUGCGUCUUUCUGCUGGGUGCAGUGGCUCAUGCCUGAAAUCCUAGCACUUUGGGAGGCUGAGGUGGGAGGAUUGCUUGUGUCUAGGAGAUUGAGACCAAUCUGGGCAAUAUCAUGACACCUCGUUUCUACAAAAAAUAAAAAAAAUUGCUAGGCAUGGGUAGCAUGUGCCUGUCUGUAUUCCUGGCUACUUGGGAGGCUGAGGUGAGAGGAUUGCCUGAGACCAGGAGGUUGAGGUUGCCGUGAGCCAAGAUUAUACCACUGCACUGGACUGGAUGAUAGAGCAAGACCCUGUCAAAAAAAAAAAGAAAGAAAAAAAGAAGUGCCCCUUUCUUCACCCUAUGUUGGUCUGAAACAUACAUCCUCUUGAUGCCAUCUCUGUUUUUUCUUGAGGAAUCUGUUCCAUCAAUUCUCACCCAUGCCUCAUUCAUACAGUAUUGUGUCUUUUAUUUAUCCCUUUCCACUAUUUCUUUCCCCUCAGCCUAGAGCAAGGAUUGGUAGACUUCCUGGCAAGGGAUAGAUGGUAAAUAUUUCUAGAUAUGUGGGCCAUAUGGUCUCUGCCACAACUAUUCAUCUCUACUUGUAGCUAAAAAGUAACCAUAGAUAAUACAUAAACAAAUGGGUGUGGCUGUGUUCCAAUACAACUUUAUUUACAGAAGAUAUCACACUGGAUUUGGCCUGCUAGAUUUGACAUAGUUUACUGACUAUGGAUAAUGAUCAGAUUUUCCCCAUAUCCAUUAAAAAAAUCCCCCGCUCCAUCUUUGCUCCUUAACCUACAGCCCAUCUUUCUUAAGAUGGUUAUCAAUGAGGAAAAUCCUCUAAUGCUUGCCAUCUCACUUUCUCACAACCCCUUUCCUCCAUCACCAACUCACCAUGACGUCUGAUCCCACCUUGCAUUGAUAUUGCUCUCCCACAAAUCAGCUCUAGUCUGUUCAUUGCCUGUUUUCUUUCCUAAUCAUACUUGACUUCUCUGAUGUAUGUGCUACAAUUAAACACUCUGUCUGAAAAUCCUCACUUGUCUUUUCCAACAGCGUGUUCUCUACUUUAUUUUUUCUCUUUGUACUCUGUAAAUGCCUUUCCAAUCCUCAUUUCCUACUCCUUAAAAUUUGUAUAACCGAAGAGUUUUAUUCUUAUCUCAUUCUACACACUUUCUCUCUACUCUGUCUUCCAUUACCAUAGUUUCAAUGGAUUCCCAUAUGCUUAAGACUCCCAAACCUCCUUGUAAAGCUUGGACUUCUCUUCCAUCUUUCCAGCAGCCAACCCAUUGCUUGUACAAGCUAAAACUCUUCCAGUAGUUCUCCAAGGAGAGACAAAUUGUAGCAAUUUGGGGGCACAUGUUCCAGGUUGCAACUUUAGCUCUGGGCUGGCCUUAAGAAAGUUCCUUAGAUUCAGGGAAGCUGCUUCAUCAUAUAUAAAGGGUAAUAAAAAUCCCUCCCUGGGCUUUUUGAGGAUUAAAUGCAGUAUCCACCACAAUCUCUUUGUUAGCCAAUGGACAGAUAUCUCACAAAUUUUUUUUUUUUUAUUUUUUCAGUGAUUUCCUUUAAAUGCCCCCUUUCCUUUCCUCCAUUCCUCCAAAUAUAAUUGGUUAGCCCAUCCUUUUGACUCUACCUCUGAAAUCUUUUGUGGAUUUUUUUCCUUCCUCUUGCUUAAGUUUAGACCCUGCUUAUUUGUCCCCUCGAAUUUGUCCUGUAUAUCUUUAUUAUUGAUACAUUGCUUAAGAACAAAUCAGAGCAGCACUUUAUGUUGGCAGUAGGAUAAAGUCCAAACAGUCAAGUCCCUUUGCAAUCUGAAUUCAAGCUUCGUAUGUACCUCUAUGCGGUCCCCCCAUGCAUAGACAUAUACUUCUGUCCUAUCUUCUAACAAUAUCAGACCACUCUGCUUCCAGAACCUGUCAUGCAUACUUGGCUUCAUCGUGCUUUUGACCAACUUUUGUCAAAGGCAGGAAACCUCUUCUCUCUCUAUUCUAAAUGAUGAAGUUCUAUUCAGUGUCCAAGAUAUACCUCAACUAUUAGCUCCUCUGUAUAGCCACCUCUCUCUAUUAGAUUUGGAACUGAGUGGGUUUUUUUGCUAAAUUUCCCCUAAAGAUAGAUUGCAAACUCCAUCAGAGCCAGAAUGUAUAUUCCCUAGCACUAUGGGCAAGAUUCUCACAUAAUAGUAGGCGUUUGGAUUUAUUAGAGCAUGAUCACCAUUUGUCAUUUUUUAAACUGUGUAGCCAACUGAUCCUAUUUGUUUUUUCUAGUGAGGGUAAAAGCUAUCAAGAUUCAGAGAGUCGAGGGCAGUGUGUUUGUAUUCUAAUUUUGAGACUUACAAUAUAUUUUCUCUGUAACUUAUAUUCUCAUAAUUGAUAAACUACUUGACAGCAGGGAGAAAGCAGGGAAGAGAAGAAGGGAACUCACUGGCCCACAUGCUAAAGCCAAAGGUGAGCAAUGGGGGAUAGUAAGCCUUAAACAGUGGAAGGUCUAGGAAAAGAAGUUGAAUGCUCAGGUUUCACUUUGGCUUGUCUGUUUGCUUGUUUGUUUGUUUCAUGGAAAUAUAUGGAAGGGUGUUUGCUUAAUCUUUUUUAGUUCAGGAAUAUGGCAAGUGAUGAAACUGGUAACGGGUAAGAAUGGUAAGGCUGAUACUUGGUAUUGUAGGUCCUUCACAGUGUGAAGGAUUAAUAAGCUCUAAUUCAUUUUGAGAAGAAACUUGAGUAUAUUACUUCUCUGUAUCUUUUGGCGGAUGUCUGCAUGAUAGGGCCAAAAGCUCAAGCAUAAAAACCCACUUCGUCCAAAAGUCUUACUUGAUUAACAUGCUCCCCAUUACCGUUACCAUUUUAUUAUGCCCAGUUGACCCAUCCCUUGAUUUAUAUGAUCAUAUGUGUUAUGCAUUGUUUGUUCUCUGCACUAGAAUCUGUUUCAUGCAUAUAUCCAUCCUCCCUAGCUUGUGUUUCUCAAGUUAGAAAUUAAAACUGCAAAUUAAGUUGCAAAUUCUGCCAACUCUCUAUAUAACCCAUGGUUAAAUCCUGAUGAAAUAGCUGUUAACUAGUUGUUACUAGAAAGGGGUUCUGAUCCAGACCCCAAGAUAGGGUUCUUGGAUGUCACGAAAGAAAGAAUUCUGGGCGAGUCCAUAGAGUAAAGUGGAAGCAAGUUUAUUAAGAAGCAAAGGAAUAAAAGAAUGGCUACUCCAAAGGCACAGCAGGAGUAUAAGCUGUUCAAUUGAGUAUACUUAUAGUCAUUUCUUGAUCGUAUGCUAAACAAAGGGUGUAUUAUUCAUGAGUUUUCUGGGAAAGGGUGGGCAGUUUCUGGAACUGAGGGUUCCUCCCCUUUUUAGACCAUAUAGGGUAAUUUCCUGACGUUGGCAAGGCAUUUGUAAACUGCCAUGGCACUGGUGGGAGUGUCUCUUAGCAUUCUAAUGUAUUAUAAUUAGCGUAGAAUGAGCAGUGAGGAUGACCAGAGGUCACUUUCGUCACUAUCUCGGUUUUAGUGGGUUUGGCUGGCUUCUUUACCGCAACCUGUUUUAUCAGCCAGGUCUUUAUGACCUGUAUCUUGUGCUGACCUCGUAUCUCAUCUUGUGACUAAGAAUGCCUAACCUCCUGGGAAUGCAGCCCAGUAGGUCUCAGCCUUACUUUACCCAGCCCUUAUUCAAGAUGAAGUUGCUCUAGUUCAGACACCUCUGACAUAGAUACUUAGUUUCUGACUAAAAUUCAUAACUAAAACUAAAUUUAUCAUUAUGGAAAGUUAUUUUUAAAACCCACCAAAAUGAUUUUUAUAUGGUUAUUAUUAUUAUUUGACAUCUGUGGUCUCUUUUGUAAUAAAAGCAAACAUAGAAAGCAUACAUUCUCUUUCAUAAAACAUUCAUACCUGACAUGAUUCAUAAAUAAAGUUGUUUAAGGUUGUAAGAAGUCAAAAGGCAAUGAACCCUCUUAGUUUUUUGUUUAUUUGUUUUUUAAUAGUCUAGCUGUGAGUAACUUAACGAUGCAGGAUAUAGGUUUUGUAGUAGUUUUAUCCGCUGUUUUUUUCUUUUGUGAUUCUUAAUACAAAUUUAUUCAAAGCUUAAACAGGAAGACAUUUUGAUCUGAAAGCUAUACCAACUCACAAGGGAAUGAGUUUGGUUUCUUCUCUACUUUGUAAUUCAAAGAAGUGCAUUCCAAAAAAUCAGAUGAAACAAGUCAUUAAUUUGACAGUCUUGGUUCUCAUGGCCCUAUUGAUUCAGAAAGCUGAAAACAGUUAUGGAGGCUUAUUGGCUUCAAUUAGGAGUCGUGAAGCUUGUGAGGUUAGAAGAAAGAAAGGUUGCAUUGGAAGAGGAAUCAUUCAGUAACAGAAUCCUUCUUAACAUUUUGUCAUGAAUGGGUAUAAAUUCUUGGUCUCUUGUUAUUUUUUGUACUUUUUCAUUUAUUGAUUCUCUUUAUGGAUUCAUUUCAGAAUGACCAGAGUCUCAUUUCAAAACUGAUUGUGUCAUCUUUUGGGUUGCUUUUAGUAAGCAAAAGAUAUUUAUGUUACCAUGUGAGAGGUUUCAUUUCAUUACUACAAGCUGAAGAGCUUUGGAUAAGACUGAUUUAGUUGUCCUCCAAAACAAUAAAAAUGUUCAAUUUCUUCUGUGUAAUCAUUAUAUAUAUAUAUAUAUGCCUCGAGAUAUAUUCUAUUAAUGGAAUAAUCAACAUACUUUCUAUAGAUAAUAUACUUAUUUUAGCAGAUGCAUCAUCUUGCAUGGAAAAACUCUUGUCCUCAGAGGUAUAUAACAGUGGGUUUUUUUCUCCCUUAUCAAUAAGAAGCCUAGCUAACUCUCUUGACCACCCUUAGUGCAUAUAAAUAAUAUAUAACCACAAUAUUGUCCUUUAAUGUUAAGAGCUUAGUAAAUAGUGCUGCAAAAAAGGAACAAUCAGGGAGGAAAAUGAUAUUCACAUUUUUAACAACAAUAUCUAAUAAAGCAAUAUAAUGUUAUUUAUAUCUGCUAUUAUGAAAAAUUGACAUUUCUUUAGAUGUUUCUUUCAGAAUGUCCUUUUUUUAAUGUUUUAGCUUAGUGAUAGAAAUGCCAUUUUUCCUCUUAAUGAUAAGAAUAUAUUUAUAUCUGGGAUACAUUUUCAUGUAUAAUCCAAUGACUGCAAGACUUUUUUCUGAAGUAUAGGAAUACUGAUGAAGAAAGACUUGAUAGCUAAUAUCAAUUAUCAGUCAUAAAAUUCUUGGUUACCAUUUGUUAACAAGUCCUAAGUUGAAAAACCUCUUGACUAAGUGGGCACUAGCCUAAAAUUUGCUGUACAAUGAAUAUAAUCCAGCUCUAAUAGAAGAUAACUGUAUUUCCAAGUAUAUUUAAAAUAGAAAAAAAGAGAUUAUUGCAAUAAAUCUAACAUCAAAGCAACCAAUUCAUGGAGCUUAAUUAUGACACUACUAAAUGUGAAAAUCUAUUCAGCGCUAGGAACACUUUUCACAUUACAUUCACGCUAAAGAUUGGCUGUUAAGAGCUCAUUACUGGUAUUUUUCUAAAGAGUGGUUUAUUAAACACAGUUACCUAAUAAGCAUCUUUGGUGGUGCAAAUUGCUGAAAACAGUAAUGAGUCUGAUUAGACUUCAUUUCAAUUACGACAGCUUGUCUAGGAAAAAAAAAAAAUAUAUAUAUAUAUAUAUAUGUAUGUAUAUAUAAUCUUUCCUUGAUGCUUUGGAAUCCAGCUACAAGACACUGCAGAGUUUAAAACAGAAAAAGCCACCUCUGUAUUUCCUUUCCACAGCUCACUAAUGAAGAGAGAAUUGUCCAAGUCAUCAUCCAAUUUACACACUGGAAAACUGGAUGGAAAAAGUGGAGUCACAAUCAUGUUUGCUUAAAAACAGCAAAGGCUGCCUUGACUAAUAUGUCUAAAUAAGGUCACCUUUUGUGUCUCUCUUUUUUUUUUUUUCUCUUCUUCUUAGGAAUAUAAAGCUAUAAAUGGGUAGAGACUUAAAAAUGAUUCAUUCCUAUUUGGUUUGUGGAGGUUAUUCUCUAGAUUAAUAGGCUCACCUUUCAAUUAUGUUUUAUCCAUGGAUCUUCUACUUAAAAUUAUAACAAUACAGGGAGCUAUUGCACCAUGCAUGCUAAUUAUCAGACUAAUUUUUAAAAUACAUAUAUUAGGUGGGAAAAAAUAAAAGAAACAAAGCUUUACGAAUGUGCACUAAUAUUUCAGAAAGCAUAAGGGAAUGUUCAUUAGAUGCCAAACUUGAUUUUGAUAUUUUUAAAAAGUGUGUUAUUUAGCUGUAUUUAACAGGUAACCUCAUAUCAAAUCAUGCCUGAAUAUUAGUACUCAAAUAGAAAAAAAAAAAAAACUGUUAAUGUAAAAAGCCUUUAAGUGAUUAAGCUGUCAUUGCUGUCAUUUGGGUAUUCUAGUAACAUUUUAAUGCUUCUGGAAGCUAUGGCCAGGGAUGCAAUCCAAUAUUUUAUGCUACAUUUUUGAAUAGAUAUUUUUAGGGCAUAUUAUUUGAAAUUGAGCUAGAUAAAAUAAUUUCUAAAGUAAAAUACGAAAACAAUGGCUGGGUGUAGAAGCACUAAAUAAACAGAGGGCACAAUACAACAUCCUCACCAGAAAAAUCUUCACAAGUUAGCUAAGUGAUCAUAUAAUGGCCAGAAGAUUGAAAGUAAAAUAUAAACAAAAUUACAGUACUCUUAGUAGGCAUUCUGGUGCUUUUAAAAAGAUUUGCUUAAAAGGAUACUGGUUCUAGGUAUGUCAGUUCAAAAAUUAGGAAUUUACUUUUAGACCUAUGACUCACCAUUAAUUCUAUUAAUUGUCCAUUCUAUUUUAAAAGGAGAACAGUAUUGCAUAGAAAACACAAACAUAAUUCUAUAGUAAUAAUAGGGGUGCAUUAAUUAUUUGCUUUUCCUGUAAACCUAGACCUUCCCAAAAAUGGGUAUUCAAUUAAGGAAAUCAGCAUUCAUCAUAUAUUUUGAGAUCACGAAUAAGAUAUGGAGUUUUAUAAGUGCAGAAUUUCUUUAAGGUUUUUGACUUGGCUUAAGCCACAAAUAAUAAAUAUGUAGCCAAAGAAAACCUUAAAUAAUACUUAGUUUUGAUAAAAAUAUGUGCAUAAGUUAGUUAAAUAAUUUAGAAUGUUCUUUGGUUUCUUGGAUUAUCUAUAAUAAAGCUAGUAAAGCAUAGAUCAUUUUUAGGAUAAAAACAGUUUUUAAAAAUCUUUCUUCUGUCACUCUUUCCCUUAUAUUCUCUAUAGCCUUUCCACGACUGCAGUCAUAAGCUUACAUAUGCACAUAUCGGUACCCAGAUUUGAAUUUUUGUGUAGCCUACCUAUAUUAUUUUAUGGUUUUAGGCAGAGUUGGGUUUUCGUGUUGCUUAGGGAAUUUGUGUGCUAUGAAGAGGCACAUGAUUUAAAGAGGUAGCAGGGAGAAUUUGACUUACUCUUUUAAUAUAAACAAGUAAAACUAGCACACUUAAAAUGAAAUUUCUUUUAAAUUAUCUGGUAGUUCAAAAAUGUGGCUGAGCUGAGUGCGGUGGCUAAUGCCUGUAAUUCCAGCACUUUGGGAGGCCUAGGUGGGUGGAUCACUUGAGUCCAGCAAUUUGAGACCAGCCUGGGCAACAUGGUGAAACCCCAUCUCUACCAAAAAAUACACAAUAAUUAGCCGGGCAUGGUAGCGUGAGCCUGUAGUCCCAGCUACUCUGCAGGCUGAAGCUGGAGGAUCACUUGAGCCUGAGAGGUGGAGUUUGUAGUGAGCCAAGAUCGUGCCACCAUGCUUCAGCCUGGGUGACAGAGUGAGACCCUGUCUCAAAUAAUAAUAAUAAUAAAAUAAAUAAUAAAAAUGUGGCUGAAAAAUAUCCCCCUGUCUUCUAAAAUUAUUAGCAAACACUGCUACUUACCCAUUACUAAAGAGGCCAGUAAAAUAGUCAUAAUCAUCAAUAAGAAGUAUAAAAUUUUACAAUAGUUUAGACCAUCUGGAAGUAACAACAUCUUUAUGCCUUUAACUCCACCAAAAACAAUAUUGAGAGCAACUUUAUUAUUAUUAAUUUUUUUGAGACAGUCUUACCGUGUCGCCGAGGCUGGAGUGCAGUGACAUGAUCUCAACUCACUGCAGCCAUCAUCUCCCCAGUUCAAGCUAUUCUUGUGCCUCAGCGUCCCCAGUAGCAUUACAGGCAUUAACCACCACACCCAGCUAAUUUUUGUAAAGAGCAACUUUAAUUUUAGUUGCUAUGUUAGAGACAAAGUAAGCCCUGUUUAUUUACAACAGAAGAGAAUUGAAUUGGAAUUAAUUGGAGAACCAUGAGCAAAAGAAGAGGAAUCUGUAUGUUUUUCAUGUGAUUAAUACACACAGGACUGGAUCAGCCAUUUAUUGAAUUCAGCCAAAGCCUAAACUUUUUUUUAACAUAAUGGCAUUUUGCAUCAUAACAGUAGAUGAAAUUGUACAGAGAUGGGAUCUCAAGAAACAAUUUCUUUACUUGCAGUCUCUCCUCCUGUUUCCCAUGGAUUAGGUUGUUGGGCACCCUCUCCAGGAAAGGAAAUGCCACUUCCUUUGAAGAUGCUGAUAUCCUCUCCUGUUUCUGCUCAUUAUGCAGCAUUCUUUGUUUUUACAAAUGAAAGAGCCAACCGCGCUAAUGACCGGACCGUCGUUCACACUGCACCUUAACAAUGUUCAGUCUAUCUGGAAAUCAGAGGAUCCCAAUUAUAGGUGGUGCUCAGGUCUAUUUCACCAGGUCUAUUUCACUAGAAGGGGGCAGGGUGGGGAAAAUGAAGAGGUGAGGAAACUACUGCUGUUGCUAAGAGCUUCUCACUUUUAAUCCUAGGCUGUGCUGGUUGUAUUCUAAAUCAGUUUAUCUUCUUACAACGUCUUAUUUGGAAAAAAACAACACGUAACCUACCAAAACUCAUUUCAUAUGUAGCUUUUUCCACUACCUUCAUAUCAAAGUUAUUUUCUUCGGGCUGGACUAAAUUAUACACAGGUCCCAGGAGUGAAGGACACUGAAUUAAUGCACUAUGUCACCCAGCCCUGACUAUAGAAUUUUUUUUCAAAGUCCAAGACACUAUUUUGCUAUUGCCUUAAAAAUUAAUGCACGAAUUGCCAAAAAGAGAAAAAUGCAUAAAUAACCUAAACAAAUUUUGUCUGGGCUUUGCAUACUUUAGAGUCACCUAAAGCAAAGUUUUUAAGGAGAAUGGUUGAACAGUUUUACCCUCAACAUGUGAAUAACAUUCUUACUCUUUUGUCUAAUUAUAUGAGACAGUGCUCAAUCUUAAAUAAGCAGACUUAUAUAUCUAUUUUGUCUUAUGUAAACUGUCUUUUAGAGUAUGGUUCCAGAGGAACACAGAGAAGUAGAUGAAUGCAAAUUUCAUUUUAAGCAAGGUUGUGGGGUUUGGAAGAUUUCUUAAUUUGUUUAUUGACCCUUUUCAGCUUGGUGUGUUGGGCAAAACAUGAAUAGAGUUCAGUUUAAAUAUAACUAAAUUGGGCUUUGCAUUUAGAUAGUUGAAAUGGAACACACACACACACACACACAAAUAUUUACACAGAGUUGUAUGUGCACCUACUGGUUAGUAUACCAUUUUAGGAUUAUGAUUGAUUAAAUAUACUAGCCAUGUCAUAAUUCAAGGUUGGUAUCAUGCCAGAUGUUUCUUAAACAAAAAUGCAAAUAUAUUUUGUACGGCAAAACAGUACUUUGACAAUCAACUGGAAUAACCUCAGACUUUUAGGAUGAUGAUAAUUAUUAUCUCUGCAAAAUACUUUAAAAAAUAAAGAUUCAAAACACUCAGAAAAUGCAUAAUACUUUUGGCAUUUAGUACUCUGUUUAUGGAUCAAUCAUACAGGCUGGAUGCUAUGAAUAUAGCAUGGGGCUCUCAGGUUGUGUUAACCCCAUUUAUCCCUGCAUGCUACAGCUCACCUGUUAUUUACACACAUAAGAGGGUUGAUACUGCAGAACAAGGGUAGUGCUCUGUUGUGACACAGAACAUACAUAUUCAUUAGCCACUGCAGUCCCUAUGGACAUACGUGGUAUGUCCUGAUGAUCUGGGGGGAAGGGUAGAUGGCCUUAAUGGAUUGAAAAAUGUAUACGGAAAAAGGAAAGAGAGGGCAUAAGAAAUGAAAGGCUGUAAAGUAAUAACUUUAAAGGUUAACUACAAAGUGCUAUUUAAACUGAUUAUAAAUUGUCUAAAAUUCACAGAGGUAGCAUAAACAAAAUAACAGUUUUUAAAUAUGGGAAAAUCAGCCCUUUUACCUCAGACUCUUUCCCUUACAAUAGUUAAUGACACCUGACACUUACGAAGAUUCAGAGUGUGAAUUAUUUGUAUAUUUUAAAUUGCAUGUACACACAUCCUCAUGUAUCCUUCUGAAUAACUUACCAUAGAAUAUACACAGUUUUGUACACUUUUUUAACUUGGUUUUAGAUUAUUAUUCAAAAAUUUUACACAGAAACAUUUAAAAAACCCACCCCCACACAGAAAUCAUAGAUCUAAGUUAUAAUUUUAAACUAUGUGGAUUUGUGUGUGAGCAUGAUAAUAUGUUCACUUGUAUACUUUAAGUAUAGGAAAUUUUAAGGGAAAAAUUACUUGUUUGAAUUAUGAUCAUGAUUUCCUGGGUUGAUUUAAAUGAUAUGGUUUCUGUCCUGAUCAUAUAGUGAAUCUAGGCUCAGUGGUCUAAAAAUGAUAUUUCUUUCAUCACUGUAAUUUGCUUUGCAUAAUGCUUAUGCAUUCAUUCUCAUAAAUGCAAGCCAUUUUAUUGCAUAUUAAAAAUAAUGACCAAUCAGACCCGUGCACAUCAAGUUUUAUCCACCACAUGAAAUUUUGGCAAAAAUAGUCACCGUUACACUUGGUCAUAUUUGUUGGGUGAAUAUUUUCUUGCUAUGGAUACAAUUUAAUGCAUUGUAGAGAACCCAAUUCAGAUCAUAAGCUACCUACAAGUUUAGUUUAAACACAGAGUAUAUAUUAAUACCAUCCUAGUCCAAGUCAUGGUGCCUGUAACAUUAAAUACAGGCUUUUAUGAAGCCCAAAAUAAAGACAUUUAGACAACAAGAUCUGUUGCUUACCUGCAUACCAUCUACCCAACAACUUUCUGUAGGAAAUAAGAAGCAUAACUUUGGAGUAGCUUAAAUAACCUUAUAAAAGUUGUACUAAUGCUCGUGUAUUCAACUAAUAGGAGAUGCUUCACUCACUGUUAAAUUAAGCUUUGGUUUGUGGUAUCAAACAUACAGCACAUUAGGAAUGGUGAAAAUGGAUAGGAAAAUAGCAAAAAAUAAUAUCUGACAAAUUAGAGCAAAAGGGGGAACACUGAAACAGCAUCUGAGACCAGUUUUUUAAGAUACCAUUCAUUAUUCAUCAUUCCACACUGUUGUACUAAUGACACUGUAUCAAUAAGAAAGUUAUCAAUUAUUUCCCACGUGUUGUGUUGUAAGAGGGUAGGGAGGUUCUCUUAUCAUAAAAAAAAGUAUUUGGAAAAUGUUUUUAACUUUUAGAGCUGAAUACUUUCUAGAUUUCAAGAAAAGGUACGUAAGUUAAGAAACUGGAGUUGAAGCUCUAAAGUGGAGUCCUAAAUUUAAAUGCCUGUGUGACCUGGUAGAUACCAUGAAAAUACCUGACAUUGUCAGGGGGUAGGAGCACCAUGACAAAGUGGAAAGGGUAGGAUACACCCCAAGGAGAGAGCUGGUCCCCAGAAUCGGACAGCUGUUGCCAGGCACGAAUGAAGUGUUGUAAGAUCUUGUCUGAAAAAUGGGAAAUAUGGAAAUACAGAUUUUUUUUUUUGAGACGGAUCUUUUAAAACAUAAAGUCGAGUGAUUUUUAAAGCCCUGUGCUGGCCAAACCAAACACAGUUGCAGGGUAUAUGUUACCCUCAGGCUGUCAGAUUGCAAUUUCUCUGUAAGAGGGUGAGGUAUCUGAACUAUAUUUACUAAGACCCAUUUAGCCAGAAAUGCCUUCAUAAUUGUUUAAAAAAAAAAAGCAUUGUUUUAUGCAAAUACAAUGGAAUGGGUUGAGAAGGCUGCUGCAAAAUGUAUUGUAAUUUGGAGUCUUGAGGUGUGAAAAUAUGAUUUAAAGAGAAAAAAUUAUUUGACAGUAUUGUUAUAUAAUUAGAAUAUCUUAUUUUGAAACUGCAGGUUUUAAAAUGAGUUUUAACUAGUCUUCAACCUCUAAGUACUUUAUUUCUUAGUUUUAAUCUAUAAAAUGUUGAGUCACAGGAAACAUCAAAAAUAAAUAAAAUACUUUGAAAACAUUUGAAAAUGUUGACACCUUUUUGAUUAAAGAGAUUAUGCUCUUUGUUUUGCUCAGAAUGAGAGAAUUUCUAUAUCUUUCUUGGAACCAACAGUCCCACUGGAAAAUUUCAUUUACAGUUGCUGUCCUGAGGUUGAAGGAAAACUGACUUAUAAAUUCUGGGAGUGAUGUUACUUUUUUUCUGUCUAGCCAGUGUUGUUUUGUUUUGUCUUUAAUGCACCCCUGGCCUUUUCAAAAUAAAAGAAUACUAAGAAAUGUUUGUGUAGCAGUUCACAGUUGGGAAAUAGUUUCACAAAAUAUUAUUCAGGUAAUCUUAAUAGCAAUACAGUAAGGUUAAAUAAUACCAUUAUUGUCCACAUAUCACAGCUGAGUGAGUAUGAUGUGCUUAAGUAACUUAACCAAGAUUAGAACAAAUAAGUGAUGAUGUAAGCAAUGCUGCCAGUGGUCUUAUUCUACAGGCUGGAAUUUUCACCAUGAAACAAAAUUCUAGAACCUUCUUUAUGUUCCUUCAGUCCCUUUCUAUCCCAACAAUCUAUCAAUGGCUCCAAAUAAAAUACUAUGUUAUGCAAAAUAGUAUCCAAUCCUAUAAGACAUCAUUAUAAGUGAAACAUCAAUCGAAAAGUGAGGAUGUCUGGAAUGGUUAGGUCAUUUUAAAGUUCUGUUAAUCUCUAAAAUCAAAGAGUCUAAUUUUGGAGAAUUUAGACUGUGAAAUUGUGAAAAAGAGAGUUGAAAAGGUUUCAUCACCUUAUAGAAAAUGGAUCCUCCUUUUUAGCAUUGAACCACAAUGCUUUGUACAUAGUUCAUCUUUUAUUGACUAAAUUUAAAAUUUGACAGCCCCUCUGUUACACUGAGCUUAUAAAAUCUUCUAAUUUUGGUCCUCUAAAGAUGGAACAAAAUUAGGUAAAAAUGAUACGUAAUUUCAGUGCUUCUUCCCCACUUUUUUCCCUUUCUGUUACUUGUAGAUUUUAUGCCAUAUUUUAAAGCCAAGAAUGAUCGGGGAAUGGGCUGAAGAAAUUUCCAGAUCAAAUGAGUUAGUACUAGUAAUACUAGAUAAUGCUGUGUUGGCCUCUUGGCUUAUGAGGAUGAGUAGACAAGGCUGCAUUAGUCUCCUCAAACAUUUCAUCUGGUCAUCACUCCCAUUGAAGAAUGAUAAUAAGUAGAUAUUGCACAGGGCCAGUUUGCAGUGCCAGGAGGUGUACAAUCCUUCUCUCAGAAGGUUCUUCACUGCAUAGACCUGUAUUUUUAGCCAAUGAAUUUUCUACUUUCUACUGGAAAUUUUGAACGCUCUGUAUGUUAGUUCUGCCAUUUCCAACCCAAGAGAUGAUAAAUCUGUUGCAUCAGAAAGAAGAGGCUGUAAAGUAUUAUAAUUACUUUACAGUAUUUACCCCAGUAGUGAUUGUUUUUCAGAGAAACCUUUGCUAAUAUUAUAUUAAUUUUUUUAAUGUUAAAAAAUAAUGAAAGGUUCAGAGGUGCAAUAUCUCAAAGAAAUGUAAUAGGUGUAGUAAUGUUGUCGUGCAGGCCUGUGUGAGUGCUACGCAUCUGUUUUAGAGCAGGCAAACCUGCCAUGCCUGCAGGUGUUUGCCUCAGGUCCCUGCCCUUAGGAAGUCUGAGAAAACCUACAAAUGAAGGCAGAGCCCCUAGCAGCCAAAAUUACCCUAUGGGAACAUUGUAAAAGGGAGUAACUAUUUUAGACCUGAUGAACUGUUGAAUAGUACACGUAUAUAAGGAGUGGGUUGGGUAGUGAGUGCCUCACAUUGAUAUUUCUAUGAAUAUAUGCUAAAAACAGAUUCUAGAAGACCUAACCUUUUAUUUCCAAUUUUCCUCUCAUUUUGAAAGUUGCUUUUAUACCCUUCAUUUUUCUAUAUUACUGUUUAAAAUUUUAUAGCUGUGGCAGAACUUCAGAGGAUGCUAUAGUUGUUUUGUUUCGAAACUAGUUAAAGAGCAAAAUGGAAAAAGUAAAGCAACAAGGCAGUAACUGGUUAGUAAUUAAACCUAAGUUAUCAAAUGGUCAGUAAUGGUAAGAAUGGCAAAUGUUAUCCGUACUAUCCAGUUAUAUAGGAAAUAUGGAUUUGUUCAUUUAUAUAUACAUGGAGUCAUCCCAUAACAAUAAAAUAAGAACAAUGCUCAGAUGUUUUACUCUAGUACCUGUCAUUCCUAUGUAACACUUAAAUUAUCUUAAAAGCAAUUUUCUAUUAGAUUGUGUAUUUUCAAAAAACACGUUGCAUGAUGAAAUUUGCCAGCUGUAUUAAGAUUUUUCUGAUCCUUUCAAAAGUAAAAAUUGAUGUUUUGCAACAAUUCUUCAAUUAUCUUUAAAAACUAUUUUUCUUACUUUCCACUGUUUUCUGAAUUUUUACUGUACCUAUUUAAACUAUUUCCAAACAACAGUAGGAGUUAUUGUUCUAAAGUCAUGCUUCUAAUAAUGUUAAAAUAGUAUUGUUUCUGAGAUCCAUCUCCAUGUUCUGAAGAGAAACCAUAUAAAAGCUGUUUUUAAAACUCAUCCCAUUAUUUGAGUGCCAAGUUAAGUGACACAGGUGUAUUGCUUCUGACUCACACAUAAUUGCAAUACAAUCAAACAAAGCAGGAUGUUUUUGUUGUUCAGAAAACAUUUAGCUCUGUGGUUUUGUUCCAUUUCAUAUCAGAAAUAGCACCACCAAUAAACACAAUAACAAUAACAACAAAAAAAUAAAUUUGGUUACCAAUUUCCAGUUAGUGUUAAAAUUCAAGGAACCAACAAAAAGGCUCUGUACUUCGAAGGCCAAGACAAUCUCCUGAACACUGAUUUCCUCAGCUCCUGCUAAUAUCAAGAAUUAGUUUGUGGUUAGAUUAACUUAUGCUUUUAAAUAACAUUACUGAUUUUAAAGAACUGGAUAAAUUCUCGUUUCAGGGGAUAUGAACAAGUCCAUUCCCUUGUAUUUAAACAAAAUACAAUUUUGCCUUUUGCAGCUCGCAAAGGUUGUUGUUAUUUACUAUGCAUCAAUAAGUAAACUUUCAAUUAUCUUGUAAGCACAUCCAAAAAUAGCAUGACAAUCAAAAGGCAAUGGUGUAUCCAGUAAUUGUUCCAAAUAGAUAAUUUUGAUAAAUAUGAUCUUUGCUUAAUUUCAGGUGAAAAAGAAAUCCUACGAAAUUUAGUUUUGCUAGAGUUAAACCAUGCAAAAAUACCCUAUGAAAUGGACACUAUUUAAACUGUAUACUACUGUAUUUUACAGUGAUUAUAACUUAUUAAGAUCAUUUUUUCAUCUCUUGUAUGAAUAAUACAUUUACAAGAAAACAUUACUUAAGCUAAUACAGGUGGAGGGUUCCCACCUCCUGUGUUUUUUUAAAAAAAUAAGCAGUUUCAUUUGAGUUAAAAAGUAUAUUUCUUUAUAAUGUUUGUUAUGUAUGUUUAUUAACUUAUGCUAACAAUGGCUUAGCUCAGCGAACUGAAAGAAAGCCGUCCUUUAACUUAUGUGUGCGUAUGUAUGUGUGUGUGUUGUGCUAAAUUCCAUUGCCUGUACUUCUAAAUUAUUUGUUGAGCCCUUUAAGACUUUUUUUUCAUGUUUUUCUGUAUCAAACUAAUCACAUUUAUACUCACAGCAUAUGUGUGUUCUUAUUUUCUCUACUCUGUAUUUUGAUAAUAUUUUAAAGAAAAGAACCAUAAUAGAAAUUCCCUAGAAAUAAUUUACAGGACUAAUGAAUUUGUAGGUCUCUUAGACAGUUCUACAUUACAGUCACAUUAAUAUUCUCUCCUUUUUAUAAGGCUUGAAGUAAAUCCCAUGACACUAGAAGCAUUUAGAUACUGAUUACUUGCGAUUGGUUCCUGGUGAUUUGCUCUUAAUAAUUUCCAGUUGAAUUUAAUGAAAGUAUGAUUCCUGAAAUGCUGCUUCAUUAAAAUUGCAGCUUUUCCCCUUUAAGUGUGGUUUCGGUCAUUUCACCCAUUUUGCGGUGUGUUUUCCUCCCCCUUAAAAAGUAAUGAUUGAGAAAGCAGAAAUAAUUAAGAAUACCACUUUAGUUCUCCCUGGAACUCAUCCUCAGAGUUUCUCUGAGUGAAAUGAUGCAAGCUGCAUUUCAUCAGGAUUUUAUAAUACUAUUUCCCCAUUCAAUGAGAUUAUUUAAUAAUAUAUAAAGUUUUAAAACAUAAAUAUGAAUUUUGGGGGUAGUUGAGGGAAAUUGAAGAAAGAAUCUGUUGCAUGUACAAGAGAACUGAGGUCUUUAGAAUUUUUACUAAUAUGUAUAUACAUAUAUUUAGGUUGAUUAAGUUACACUGUGCAGCAUUCAGACUUAAUUUAACUGAGUUGUGAUUUGCAAAUGAAUAUCUACAUGGAUCCUUUUUAAAAAUCAAAAUGCAAAUGAGUACAAUUGCAGUAAAAUAUAUUUGCAAAUGAAUCCUGUUGUUUUAUUCAUUUAUUGUGUAAUUACUGCAAUCCUUCCCACCUUGUUUUCAGUAUUUCUUAAUCAUUAAGUCGGAAGCAUGACAGCAGUGCCAGCCCUGGCAUGAUUCUCUUUGACUAAAACCUUGUAAAUUAACACAAUUAGCACAGCAUCAUCCUGCUAAUUAACUUCCAGUGUCUGGUGCAGUGGUUUUGCAAACAAGGAAGAGGGAGUCAGAAGGGAAUCAACAUGCCAUUCUGUUACCAAACUGUGUGUUAUGUUCAGUUUAUCGCAGUAAGUCAGAGCCGGCCAUGUCAGAAGCCAGAGUCAGGCAAUGAAGAGCCACAGAGCUUGGAGGAAGAGCACAGAAGGGGGUAGAAACUGACAAAAUAGACUGUAGUAAUUCAGAAGGGGGUUGAUGCCACAGAUGCUUCAUGUAGACCAGGCCUCCUCCUUAUCAAGGCAUCUCUGCCAGAGGGCACAAGAGAGUUUGCAAAAUUCACUUUGGGUAAUACAAAAAAGAUGAAGGAGAGAUGCUUAAUAUAGCUGUACCAGAAUAGGAAGUGUUAAACCAAGCAGAGAUUAGACUGAGAUGAGCCAGCAAUGGGAAAAAGGAGAACAGGGUACCAGUCCUCUUCUGUAACUAACUGUAUGUGAGACCUCGAGGGUACAUUAUAAAUCGCUUUGGGCGCUGGUUUCCUAAUCUGUGAAAUAAAGUAAUUUCUAAAGUCUCUUUACAAUUUAAAAUUCAAAUUAUUCUGACUGCUUAGUAUUUUUUUCUUAAAUGAGAAAAUGCUCAUUUUGUAGUUUGCUACAUAGUCAACUUUGCUUCACUUAGUAACCCAGCAGAUGAUAGAAUUACCCAGACCAUCUCAUUAUCUACUUGUACUCCUCUAGCGUAUGCCCUACGUGGUUUCCUAUAGAAAUUGAAAGAGUUAGAAUCCAGAAUCUCUCUCCAUUCUUAUCUUCCCUUUCUCCUCAGUUUCCUUUCUCUCUCUCUCUCUCUCUUUCUCUCUCAUAUAUAAUAUAUAUAUAUGAAGAUGUAUAAGACAGGAUGUGUAUAAAUACACACACACACACACACACACACACACACACACACACACACACAUUCUCCCCUCUUAGUACCUUGCAGGCUGCAAGGGGAGGAGGGAUUAUAAGACAAGGAGGGAGAACGCUAGAAGACCGACAGACAAGUGAUGCUUGUUUUUUUUUUCAGAGACUCAACAACAGAACUGAGAGGCAGAAAGGAGCCAGUUGUAAUUCAUACCGAGUUGUAGGCUUUGUGCGAUGAAAGCGAUGGAGCGCUGCCUGGGAGAUUGCUUUGCUGCACUCCACGAAGCAGAUUUGAAACUGUCGUGGACCACUUUAGAUGAGAGUUGGAUUAUGGAAUGACCUGCUAUGUCUGUGUCAUAUUGUUCUGCGCAGGGAGCAUUAUACUGUGCUAACUAGGUGUUCAGUACCAAAUAAGAGAGGCUUGAAGAUGCAGUGGACGCCAGAGCAUGCCCAGUGGCCAGAACAGCACUUUGACAUCACCUCAACCACUCGGUCUCCUGCCCACAAAGUUGAAGCCUACAGAGGUCAUCUGCAGCGCACCUAUCAGUACGCCUGGGCGAAUGAUGACAUAUCUGCUCUGACUGCAUCCAACCUACUAAAAAAAUAUGCAGAGAAGUAUUCCGGCAUUUUGGAAGGUCCUGUGGACCGACCCGUACUCAGCAACUAUUCGGACACACCAUCAGGACUAGUGAACGGUCGGAAAAAUGAAAGUGAACCCUGGCAGCCUUCCUUGAAUUCAGAAGCUGUUUAUCCCAUGAACUGUGUUCCGGAUGUUAUCACUGCCAGCAAAGCUGGAGUCAGUUCAGCCCUCCCUCCAGCAGAUGUCUCUGCGAGUAUAGGGAGCUCUCCUGGGGUAGCCAGCAACCUGACGGAACCUAGUUAUUCAAGUAGUACCUGUGGAAGCCACACUGUACCCAGUCUUCAUGCAGGGCUCCCAUCUCAGGAAUAUGCCCCAGGAUACAACGGAUCAUAUUUGCAUUCUACUUAUAGUAGCCAGCCAGCACCUGCACUUCCUUCACCUCAUCCGUCUCCUUUGCAUAGCUCUGGGCUACUACAGCCCCCCCCACCACCUCCUCCGCCACCAGCCUUGGUCCCAGGCUACAAUGGGACUUCUAACCUCUCCAGUUACAGCUAUCCGUCUGCUAGCUAUCCUCCUCAGACUGCUGUGGGGUCUGGGUACAGCCCUGGGGGGGCACCGCCUCCGCCUUCAGCGUACCUGCCUUCAGGAAUUCCUGCUCCCACCCCCCUACCCCCCACCACUGUUCCUGGCUACACCUACCAGGGCCAUGGUUUGACACCUAUUGCACCGUCGGCUCUGACAAACAGUUCAGCAAGUUCUCUCAAAAGGAAAGCUUUCUACAUGGCAGGGCAAGGAGAUAUGGACUCCAGUUAUGGAAAUUACAGCUAUGGCCAACAGAGAUCUACACAGAGUCCUAUGUACAGAAUGCCCGACAACAGCAUUUCAAACACAAAUCGGGGGAAUGGCUUUGACAGAAGUGCUGAAACAUCAUCCUUAGCAUUUAAGCCAACGAAGCAGCUAAUGUCCUCUGAACAGCAAAGGAAAUUCAGCAGCCAGUCCAGUAGGGCUCUGACCCCUCCUUCCUACAGUACUGCUAAAAAUUCAUUGGGAUCAAGAUCCAGUGAAUCCUUUGGGAAGUACACAUCGCCAGUAAUGAGUGAGCAUGGGGACGAGCACAGGCAGCUCCUCUCUCACCCAAUGCAAGGCCCUGGACUCCGUGCAGCUACCUCAUCCAACCACUCUGUGGACGAGCAACUGAAGAAUACUGACACGCACCUCAUCGACCUGGUAACCAAUGAGAUUAUCACCCAAGGACCUCCAGUGGACUGGAAUGACAUUGCUGGUCUCGACCUGGUGAAGGCUGUCAUUAAAGAGGAGGUUUUAUGGCCAGUGUUGAGGUCAGACGCGUUCAGUGGACUGACGGCCUUACCUCGGAGCAUCCUUUUAUUUGGACCUCGGGGGACAGGCAAAACAUUAUUGGGCAGAUGCAUCGCUAGUCAGCUGGGGGCCACAUUUUUCAAAAUUGCCGGUUCUGGACUAGUCGCCAAGUGGUUAGGAGAAGCAGAGAAAAUUAUCCAUGCCUCUUUUCUUGUGGCCAGGUGUCGCCAGCCCUCGGUGAUUUUUGUUAGUGACAUUGACAUGCUUCUCUCCUCUCAAGUGAAUGAGGAACACAGUCCAGUCAGUCGGAUGAGAACCGAAUUUCUGAUGCAACUGGACACUGUACUAACUUCGGCUGAGGACCAAAUCGUAGUAAUUUGUGCCACCAGUAAACCAGAAGAAAUAGAUGAAUCCCUUCGGAGGUACUUCAUGAAACGACUUUUAAUCCCACUUCCUGACAGCACAGCGAGGCACCAGAUAAUAGUACAACUGCUCUCACAGCACAAUUACUGUCUCAAUGACAAGGAGUUUGCACUGCUCGUCCAGCGCACAGAAGGCUUUUCUGGACUAGACGUGGCUCAUUUGUGUCAGGAAGCAGUGGUGGGCCCCCUCCAUGCCAUGCCAGCCACAGACCUUUCAGCCAUUAUGCCCAGCCAGUUGAGGCCCGUUACAUAUCAAGACUUUGAAAAUGCUUUCUGCAAGAUUCAGCCUAGCAUAUCUCAAAAGGAGCUUGAUAUGUAUGUUGAAUGGAACAAAAUGUUUGGUUGCAGUCAGUGAUAACUUCUUUAGAAAAAAAAAAAUGUAAUGAAUGUUGGCACACACACAUAAAACCUGCUACAUAGGGAAUAGAGCCCCUUUCCAGUAGUGUUUAAAUUGCAAAGGGUACUGGGGAAGAUGACGAUUAAGUUGCAUCUUUAGAGUCAGGGUAGAUUUGGAGGAAAAGUGCAUCAAAUGAGAGCUUCUGAUUUGAAAGCCCCAGAUGACAGAAAGCAUAUGUGGAUGCUCAGUUCUGUUCAAGCUAGACAACACUCACCAAGGAGCAAGGUGCAAGUGUGUUGAUUUCAGAAGGACAUGAACCUCGUGUGUUGAUUCCAUUCUGCUGUUCUCGAGAUUUAGUUGCUGUCAAGUGCCUGGAGUGGUGCUUUAUUUUUUGUUUGCCUCACAAUUACAUUGGUGGCAUGUGCUAAUAUAAAGAGCUUUAACUUCAAACAUUAUUGGACUAAAGAGAUGAACAGUUGUGUUAUGACAGAAAACCAGAUUUUUGCCAUUUUAAGAGCAACAGUAUUCCUCAAUCCUGUCUGUUCUGCAGUAUUAAGCUAAGAACAGGUAAAACAGGGUAACGGUAAUCUGGACCUUAAUUUCUGCAGUUCAUUUCUUUUAAUGUUCUUGUCUGCAAAAACUCAGGAAAGUGAUUGUGAUUUGUACAGUACCUCAAAGGAAUGUGUUGAAAGCACUAUGUACUGCUGAGAGUAAUAGGAUAGGCUUCAAUGUUACUUUAUAUUAAAAUGUAUGUUUACCUCAACAAUUGGAAAAUAGCAAGGAAAAUUACUUUGAAUGUAUCCAGAAAAAUACUGAAGUGUGAUACAACUGAAUAUUUACAGUUUAAAGUAGAAAUGGAAGGAUUUUUUUAAGUUCUUUUACUAAUUAUGGGGAAUUAACCAGAGCAGAAUAAUUCUUUAUGUCAAUAACUGCAAGAGUUCUUAGUACAUUGCUCCUUGAUAAUUAAGUGAAAAUGUUCUUAAAAGGUACACUGGUUAAUUGAAAGCUACUUAUUCAGUUUGUGUUAGUGUCUAGACCUGUCAGCCACAAGACCUGUUUAGGACCCUGAAAGUCACAGUACCUAAAAACUAUGACUGCCUUUUUAUUGCAUAGGUGGUAGUGGUGGUGAUGGUGGUGGUAGUUUGCAAGUUAUCUCUUAAAACUGCUGGGAAUGGUGUCAUUCUAUUCACUAAUCUAGCUUAUAGACUUGCCGUGCUAUUUGAUAGAAUGCAGAGGAUAGCAACCAAAACAAAUACAAAAAUAAAUAAAAACAAAAACCAACCAACCAACCAACUUACAUACAUAUAUAUAUAUCCACAAAGAACCUCUCCAUCUCCUCCCCUUCUUUUUGACUCCACUCUUGUCAGUGCAAUUUUGCUUCUCAUUUUGAAAUCUGGGCUGUAGUGCUCCUGCUUUAUUUCUACCUCAGUUUUGUUACAUUUCUCUUGGAAAGUAAAGUAGAAAAUUGGAAGUGGACACACACACUGCAAUGUAGCUUGCCAAACAUGUUACUUUGUUUUCUUCCAUCUUUCACCGUAAAUCUAGUUUCCAAAGACAUCAGCAUUUGUGCUUACUUCCACCUCAGUCUACCAGCCCCACCCCUACCCAUGGCAUAAGUGGCAUUUUUCUUAAUUUCCUAUUUUUCUCCUGCUCUCUGUCAAGUUGUUCUUUGUAUCCUUUAAUGCUUUAUGUGCAACCUUUCAUUGAUAGUGGGCUGAUGUUUGGCAAUGCUUCUGAACUGUCACAGAGCAGGCUGUAGCUUUCCACAGCCACUGCCCAUGCAUAAGCAGAACAGCCUGGCCUUUUGAAUGUAUUUUCCUGGGUUUUUUCCCCUUUUCUUUUUUUAGUUUAGAGAUGCAGUAACAAAACUGUUGCAAAGCACUGGCAUUUUAUGUAUUCAAUAAAUAAGUGAUGUACAUUUUUUAAAAAAAUUAAAUAAAUGCAAUGAGAAGCCCCAAGAAAGGUCUUUCUGUUUUCUUUUUCUUACAAAAAUUUUUACCGAUCUUAUCCACAAUAUCCAAUUCUCUGAAACACUUAACAUAGAGAAAGUUCAUGAGGGAUUUCUUAUCUCUGAAAUUUUAUGAUACUUGAUCUUUACUCCCCUUUUUUAUUUUUUAUGUUGCUAAAAACUGAGCAAUUGAACCAGAAUUUAAUUUACUAUGACAUUCUGUCAAUUAAAGCUGUGCUUAAAUAUAAAUAUUCCAUAUUAAAAAGCAGUGCCUUUCAUUAAGGAUACAAAAAAUAAUACUUAAAUACGCCCUCUGCUUUUCGCAAGUGAAUAAAUGCUACAAUCGUGUUCUGGGUCUACCCUGUGCAUCCCUUGUAAGGAAAUUCUAAUAUCCACAUUAACUUGUAGGUUCAUAUUGAUCUCACUGACAAGUUUACUUUUGCACAGUGCUGACCUAUUUUCUGACUUUUAGACAUUACAUUUCAUUUCCGCCAACAUGCUGUGUUCACUUGAAAGCGUCUGGCAAGUUUUGACAAACCCAGUCUUAUUUAGACAACUUUGGAAAAUCCAAUAUUGACCCACAUUUUUUUGUGGCUAGUAAGAUUUAAUGCCAAAUAUAUGACUGCACUAUUGUGUUUUACACUCAUUUAUAAAACUGAAAAUAAAUUGAAGUCAUACAUCUUGGCUUUUAGCUUUAAAUGACUUAAAAAUUAGAACUCUGAGUGACUUAAAAAUUAAUUUGAGAUACAAGUGGUCAAAAAUCCAUGUAUUUAGACAGAAGCUCAAGUCGUAUGUGAUUUUCAUUUAGCCUCACAAAAUCCAAGAUUUGAUCUCUUAGGAAAUUGGGCAUGUUGAAGAAAUGAAGAUCUGUUGGAGGAGAUAUGGCUGACCUUUGAGUAGAUAGUGCUCUCCUGUGAUUCUUUGAUUCUGCAUGGCAGCAUUAUGAGCUCUUCUAUAAACUAGCUUAAUAAUGAGCUCUAUUCUGACCAUCUAUUCUGGAACUUGGAGUGGGGGUGGGGUACCACAUCCUCAGAAGUGAAUGUGUACAGUCGGUGAUAGUACAACUGAGUAAUGGGGCUUCAUACUCUUGGCCUCUUUUUGACUGCUAAGAAUUUGGAGAAGGCUAUUAAUGAAGGUAAGGUAAUGAGCCAGUCCAAAUCCCUCACUGUCUGGCUAAGAGAUUGAGCCAUUCCACUUUACAGCCCCUAAUUCUCUUCUUCCCAACUGCAGCAACAUUUCCAACAGGGACAAAAAGGAAGUGAAGGAAACCACUUCAGUAUUGGGAUCAAUAGAAAUUCAAGAGGUAGUUCAUAAUGACUUUAUAUGUGACACAAAUGGAAAUACUCUACACUUCUGGCAUGCUUCUCUCCCAAAUAUUUAGAACAUUAGUGACAAUAUGAAAAACUUUGCUGACUGAGCUGAUCAAUGGAAUGUGAAGGCAGUAUACUUUAAGGCUAUUUACUUUCACACAGAAUGUUUAUCUAUUAGUCAGUUUGUAUUCUACUCAAAUGCAGAUAGACGGGUAUAAUGUUUUCUUGUGCAUUUGAAACCUAUCAAGGAGAAAAUAAACCAUUCCACUAAAAUACAUAGGCCAAACACCAUCUGGGAAAGUGAUAAAAGCUAUCCAGAGGCUAUGCUAUGUAAAAUAGCAAGGUCAAUUUACAUGGGUUGCAUAGUACUUGGCUAUGCAGUUUUCAAAAGAACACAUCCAAAAAAAAUCCAAAUUAGUUCCUAUAAUAGGUCUUUGUAAAUUUAAAUAUAUUUGUGGGUUGGAAAAUACGUUUUUAGAGACAUUUAGAAUUUCUUUCUCUAAAAAUGUAUCCAACUCCAAGCAGAAAGAGACUUCUGUACUCAACAUUCUCAUGUUUCUUAGCAAGAAUUGGGUAGCAUGAUCAUUGAAUCUGUAUUUUGCAAAGUGAAAGGGACGCAGCUUGUUGAACUAUUGAGGCCACUAAAGUAAAGUUCUAAUAUAUAUAUAUAAAUAUAAAAUUAGUGUGUGUGUUUGUAUGUGUGUAUGUGUGUGUGUUCUUUCAUCACCACCUAGUUGAACUUUAAAACAGACGUCUACUUUUCAUUAUUCAGAAGCAACUUGUUACUUCCUUUCUUCAUAUGUGCAGAGAUACACAUGAUCAUGUUACAAUUCGAAGUGUUUUAAUGUGUUUUUUUUUCUUUUGAAACGUAAAGCCUUCAGUUGUUGAAUCAUCUGCCGAUUUUUAUAUGAAGCACAUUAGCAAACCUGGAGCUAUUAGUAUUUCAGAAUUCACAACCAGCUGUACUUGUGACUAACCAACACAUGAACUGAAGCUCACACUUUGCUAAGACCUUUGGUUGACAUUCGAUUUUGAACCUGCCAGAUGCAUUUGUGUGAACCAGGGAUACUGCAUCUUUAAUGAACAAGUCUCUCCUCUUUCCCCUGUUUUUAAAUACAACACAAGCAGUGUAGCACUAGGCACUGCAAUUGUCAAAGACAAUUAGACUGGAAGCAGGAAAAUUUCACCUCCCUGUCUCAGUGAUAUGUAGAAUGUCGGCAGCAUGGGUCAGCCUUGCCACAGAGUUGUGUGAGAAUAUAUGAAUCAGUCCUAUAGAAUGUUAAAUAUUUAUAAAAUGGUUCUGUAGUACACCAAGGUUGGGAGCACAUUCAUUCCUUCUUGUUGUCUUAUGAGACAAAAAAAAAAAAAAAAGCAAAAGUUUAUUUCUGGGCUUAAAACUCUCCCUCUAAUAUCUCUCUCUCUUUUACCCCCAUUCCCCAACCAUUCUUCUCUCCAUCCCUCUCCUCUCCUCUUCCUCUCUCUUCUCUCUCUCUCUCUCUGUCUCUGUCUGUCUCUAACUCUCGCUCUCUCUUGUAUGUGGGUGUGUGUGUGUAUGAGUUUCCACUGUGGAUUAUAUACAGUUGCUAGAGAAUAUUCAUUUCUUUUUUUUCUUUUUUCAUCUGAUGUAUAUUCAAACAUUGUUCUUUAUAACCAUUUCUACCUCAUUGCUACAUAUUGUACAUGUAGUAUUUAUUUGUUGUCUUUUUUUGAAUGUCAUGCAUUUCGUAAGAAAAAGACUUGUCCUUGAACUUGAACAGUCUACCUCAGAAAGACUGUCUUUACACUGAACAGUAUUAGCAACCUAAAUGAUAAGACGCAUUAGUGAAGUGUGGCAGGGUAGAUAAUGCACGAGUACUUGGGAUACUGAUGGACUUUUAAUUGUAUUCAUAACACAAGACUGCUUAAAAGAACUUAAAAGAAAUUAUGCACUGUGUAGGUCUUCAUCGAGGUCCCAUUUGGGACAUUAUAUACAGAAUAGAGCUUUAUUCCUAUGUGCCCAUCUCUGAGAAAUGUGUUAGCAUUCCCAAGUAUUUUACACUGGCAAUCUGGCUACUUAAGACAAACAAAUUCAAACAACAUUUUUAUAUUUUGACUGACACCCUCAGCUCCUAAAUUUAAGAGAAAUAAUGGUACUUAACUAUUUUCAACUAUAGUCUUCAGUGAUUGAAAAUGCCUUCAUUUUAAUUCUGUGACUCCUGAUAUAAAUUAAUAAAAACAAUGCAGUUGCAAGAGCCUGCACAACACUGAAAAUAAACCAAAAAUUAAAAAUGGCACUUCCCAAAGGAAUUAACAAACGUGGAGUCAUGGUGCUUGCAAGUUCCAUAACUGAAAGCAUUUUGUUUCUGAUUUCCCUUUAUAACAUGUAUUUGUUUAUUGAAGCAAUUGUACAACUAAUGGCACAUUGAAUUACUUUGUAUGAAGUGUUUUAUAUUAUACUAUUUAUUUUAGCAUUCGUUCUUUUUCUUCACCAGCUCUAUAUUACAGUAGCAAAAGAACACUUAGUUUUAAAAAAUGCUGAAAGGGGUUCACCACCCACCCAAUCGAUGAAUGGACUUUUGAAGUUGCUUGUCAGCAAAUUGUGGAUAUUUUACAAAAGCAAAUGAACUGUGACAAUCCACAACUCCCACAGAUGUGAAUUCAGAAAUGCAUCUGAAACUCCGGUAUGCCUGACAAUCUAUUCUUUAAGUUUCAUUAACAAAGUGGCAUCCAAUCCUUUCACUUACAAUUCCUUGCAGGAAUGUAUUGUCUAGAGGCUGUCUAGUAGUGAUUAAGAGAGGGUUUUUGUUUUGUUUUAUUUGUUUACUGUAUUAGGUGAGGAAUGCCAUAUUUCUUGUCAGCCAACAGUACUUGUCUGAGACAGAAAUUUAAAAAAAGAAAAAGAAACCUAACUAAUUAAAAUUUCUGUGCACUUUG